AUGGCUUCGGUUCCAAGCGAAAAUGAUAGGAAUAUCAAGAAGAAAAUACUGAACGCUGCUAGAUCUAUAAGAAAAAAGUAUUUGGCUUUAAAGCUGGAGAGAAAAGAGGAAGAUGAGGCACUUGAUAGGAUAAUAAACCCUAUAACUGAACCUCUAAGAGAGUUUGUUGAGAAAACGGUUGGCAGAAAAGUCCAAGUUAAACAUGAAAAAGUUAAGCUCGAAGCUCCUAAUACAUAUUUUGAAUCUGAACCGAAACUUCCUAGAAAUGUAGAGUUCCAACCAGCAGAGAUUAUUGCUCAAACGAGUCAGAAUUUAAAAAGUGAUGAUGAUGAUGAUGAUGAUGAUGAUGGCGCUGAGGAUGUCUUUUAUGAACCCUUACAACAUUUGAAAGAAGAUCUGCAGAAAUCAAUUCACGAUAGAUCAGGAGCGUAUGAAGAAUUUUUAGAUCAGUAUCCCAAAGUAGCACAAGAGUAUGUAGAUAGAUACUAUAAACAAUCAGAUGAAAUAGACCAUUCUUAUGGCUUGAAACAUGAUAUGAAAACCGAUGAUUGGUCUAUGGGAUCACAAAAAGUCAACUUUCUCCCGAAUGGAGAUAUUAAAGUCGGGUCUGUAUCUUAUAAAGGAACGCAGGGCUUAUAUGAUCUUUUAUUUCUGAAAAAGCCGAUCUAUCAGACAGAGGAUGAUAAGUUGCAGUUUACGGAUAUUCUAAACAGGACCAAUGUUCAUCGAAGAGAUUUUGAUCCAUCCAAACAAGUUAAAGGGUCCACAUCUUCAAAAUAUAGACAGUUUGUUAAACCUUUGGUCUCAUCAUCUGAAGCAAAAAGGCUUAAAUCAAGGAGGACAAAAGUCGAGAGUCGAGAGAAUAAAAGUCGAGAGAGAAAGGUCGAGAGAGAAAAAGUCGAGAAAGAAAAAGUCGAGAAAGAAAAAGUCGAGAGAGAAAAAGUCGAGAAAGAAAAAGUCGAGAGAGAAAAAGUCGAGAGAGAAAAUGUCGAGAGAGAAAAAUCAAGAGAGAAAAAGUCAAGAGAGAAAAAGUCGAGAGAACAGAAGUCGAAAGAACAAAAGUCGAAAGAACAAAAGUCGAGAGAACAAAAGUCGAGAGAACAAAAGUCGAGAGAACAAAAGUCGAGAGAACAAAAGUCGAAAGAACAAAAGUCGAAAGAACAAAAGUCGAGAGAAAAAAGUCGAAAGAACAAAGAUCGAGAGAACAAAAGUCGAGAGUCGAGAGAGAAAAAGUCGAGAACAAAAGUCGAGAGAACAAAAGUCGAAAGAAUAAUAGGCGAGAAAACAAAAGUCGAGAGAAAAAAAGUCGAGAGAAAAAAAUCGAGCGAACAAGUUAAAAGAGAAAAAGUCGAGACAGAAAAAGUCGAGAGAAAAAAAUCGAGAGAAAAAAAAUCGAGAGAACAAGUUAAAAGAGAAAAAGACGAGACAGAAAAAGUCGAGAGAGAAAAGGUCGAGAGAACAAAAGUCGAGAAAACAAAAAUCGAAAGAACAAAAGUCGAGAGAACAAAAGUCGGGAGUCGAGAAAACAAAAGUCGAGAGAACAAAAGUCGAGGGAAUAAAAGUCGAGAGUCGAGAAAACAAAGGUCGAGAGUCGAGAGAAUAAAAGUCGAGAGUCGAGAGAAUAAAAGUCGAGGAGAAAAGUCGAGAGAGAAAAAGUCGAGAGAGAAAAAGUCGAGAGAGAAAAUGUCGAGAGAGAAAAAGUCAGAGAACAAAAGUCGAGAGUUGAGAGAACAAAAAACGAGAGUCGAGAGAACAAAAGUCGAGAGAAAAAGUCAAGAGAAAAAAUCGAGAGAGAAAAAGUCGAGAGAGGAAAAAUCGAGAGAGAAAAAGUCGAGAGAGAAAAAGUCGAGAGUUGAGAGAACAAAAGUCGAGAGAAAAAAGUCGAGAGAAAAAAAAUCGAGAGAACAAGUUAAAAGAGAAAAAGUCGAGACAGAAAAGUCGAGAGAACAAAAGUCGAGACAGAGAAAGUCGAAAGAACAAAAGUCGAGAGAAUAA
Ceutorhynchus assimilis (cabbage seed weevil) is the source of this 1995-nucleotide messenger RNA. Lineage: Eukaryota; Metazoa; Arthropoda; Insecta; Coleoptera; Curculionidae. The record is from the annotation of a GenBank genome assembly.